Lampris incognitus (smalleye Pacific opah) is the source of this 3952-nucleotide messenger RNA. It is a transcript of the gene eng, whose product is annotated as endoglin. Bases 251 to 1957 code for a protein of 568 amino acids. The transcript is spliced from 14 exons. Lineage: Eukaryota; Metazoa; Chordata; Actinopteri; Lampriformes; Lampridae. The record is from RefSeq and is a predicted model, not a curated record.
UGAGUCUAUGCAACAUAAACGAUCGUGGAUUAUAUUCCCAAUUUUAAAAAGAGACACAACUUUGAACUGUGACCUUUUGACCUUUUAAGACUCGGGUUGUCCGCUUAUGCCGUGUCACAGUCAUUGCUGAAGUGUGAUUGGACAAGGACUCCUCAGCCGCUCUCUAAGCAUCUGCAUAGUUGGGCAGAGGCGUCAGACCCAGAUCAAGACUCAGCUGAGAUCGACCCUUAAAUCUCCAAAGUUUUGAGAUAUGGAGGGUUACAGAAUGAUGUUGCCCUUGCUUCUAUGUGUCGCCAUUUCAGCUUCAGCCUUCAGUCAGACAUGUGACCCAGUGAAUGUUCUGGACCCCCCUUUGGUCCAGGUGAGGGAGAUGCCCAUUGGCUGUUGGACCAGCUUCCUCAGUGAGGACAUGAGAGAGGUCCACAUUUUUAACCUGCACUUCUCUCAAUCACCUGUGAUCUUUAGUGUGCAUAUGGUAACUGCCAAGCCAAUGAACAUCAUCCUCAUGAUACAUUCAUCAGAAACCAGUUAUGUGGCAUGCAACUGUAACCCAAAUGUCACCAUCUAUGUGAACAACGACUCUUCAAUUAACCUGAUUGGUUUAGAACAAGAAAAUGCCCAAAAGCAACACUUGCCUAUUGAAAAUAAGGAGCUGGUCAAAUGGGCAACAGAGAAGUUUGGUGGUGUGACCUCAUUCACCACAAUCCGAAACCCCAGGAACAUCACCUCUACUGGACGAGAGGGAACCAAACCUGGAUCAAGUGAAUGCACUCUUGAAAAUGAAGAUCCAUUAGUGAAGCAUUUUUUGAAGUUUGAAGCAGCACCUUCAGCUUCUUCAUUCAAAUCGUGCUCCCUACAGCCUCAAACCCCCAGUGAUGAAAUGGAGCUCCACAUCAUCAACAUCCCUGAAAAUGCCAGCAUAAGCAAUGUAUCAGUUUAUUUGGAUACAGAGAAGGUUAUUGGUGUGUUCCUCAGAGGUCCUCAGGGUACCACAUGGAGUUUCCACAACCCAAGACAUGCAAAAUUUUGUUCUAAUAAUGAGAUCGUGCUCAGCGGCAUUGAACACAAGCUUCUGCCGGCAGUAACAAUGACCAGUGACAAUGCAGAAGAUGUGCAAAAGAAGGCCUUGGAUUAUUUCAAAGCCAAAACUUUCACCAUCUACACUGAAAUCAGACCAGAGGGUUCUAUGGUGUUAAUGGUACUUCGGAAAAGAGACUACCCUACAGUCACAGAACCAGUACAAAAACCAGUGAGCACAAUUGCCACCAGGGCCCCUCAACAAAUGCCCCUGUUGAUGCUGCUGUACACCUCCCCAGACUACCGUUUGCUCCUGAAGCCCAACACAACGGUGCAGAAUGACAAAAAAAUCUAUGCAGAGAUCUUAGGGGAUACUUUAGGGGAGCUUGUCCUAAUGAUCAAGGUAAUCCGCUGCUCUAUGCGCUCCAAAAGCUCAUGCCCAGUGGAGAAGGAGAUGCCUUUUGUCAGCCAGGACUGCUCCUCAAGAGUCUGCGCUAAUCGUGCCCGAGUCAUCUUCUCUUUGGACCAACUUCAGGAGUUAGGCUCUUCUACCUGGGAGCUGGAAUGUUUUGUGAAUCUUUGCUACAAUAAGAAUUGUAGCGAUGGAGGAAGUGUGAAAAGAAAUCUGGAGGUUACCCAGCCAUGUACAUCACCACCAUCUACCCCAUGUUUUGACUUUGGCCUACCUGCUGUGCUGGGUAUUGCAUUUGGGGGGUUCCUGAUUGGAGUACUGCUUAUUGGAGCCUUGUGGUUUAUCAAGAUCAAAACUGGGUAUCCAUCUGGACUUGACAUGAGCUCAACUGCAACAAAUCUUCCUGGAUGUCCCUGCUCUCUGACAAAACGACAACCUGUCUCCACUAACCCAUCUCCAUCAGAAAACAGUAGUGCCAAUGCCAGCAUCGGAAGCACCCAAAGCACACCAACCAGCAGCAUGGCAUGAGAUCAUUGUCAUUAUCAUCCCCACCACUAUCAGUGCUCCCACCACAAACUCCCUUGAAAGUCACUUCUAUGGGUAUUAUGCUUUGGAUUUUUCCUUGAUAAUGCUUAAGAAGCAUUGCCCCCCUUCCUCAGAAUCCAACAAAAGCACAAUUCUCAUCUGUGACCCACCAAGCCAAAAAUGGGUGUGAGCUGGGAAUGGUAGGGGAGAUGGGGAGGGAUGAGGGACAGCCAAAGUCACUGGCUUCUGACACUCACCUUUCUGGCUUCCUUGUAAAGCAAAGCUCCCUGACAGGAAGUUAAAGAGGGCAAGAGAAAAAAAUACAUUGGCUCCCAACAACAGGAAAAACAAAGCAUAUCCCUCAAGAACUAACAGGAAAUUCACGGCAUUCUUUUCAAUGAAUUGUGCUUGUUUGAUGGUAGCACAAUAAGAGAAAGUCAGGGGAAAAGCCAGUCAAAGAGUGACUUAUGAAAACAUUAGAAGAUUUGCAUUCACAUCCAUGCUAAAGAAUGUAAGGGGCUCUUGGUUAAGACAGUACAAUAAGUUCGGCAUUAUCAGCAGCAUCUUGGGGACUGAAAGGGUCACAAUUUUAGGGCCUUAAAUAAGUCAACAAAAUGUUAAUUUCCUGGUCCAGGGGCUAUAUGCUUAAUUGGAUUUAGAAAACAAUGGCUGAAGGCUACCUCCUAUUAUUUAGAAGUAUGAAGUUAGUUUAAAUUUAGGUUUCUUUGGUGAACUUUUUUUUUUUGGUUUCCUUUCCAUUACUUUUAAUCUGUUUCACUUUGGUUGCAUCAUAUAGCAAUGCUCCAGGUAAUUUUAAACUCUCAAGAGAAGUUUAUAACUACAUUUCCAGGGUAUCCAAUAGCUUUGUCAGGGAAAUUAUGUCAAAUAUUUUUUUAUGUGUGUUAGAAAUCAGAGAGAAAUAUAUAUUUUUUUCAUUAACAGCCAAAAAAACCCCAAAAAAACUUAAGUCAUUACAUCAACCUGAAGUAAUAAAUUAGGAUGCAUAAACAAAUGGGGUGGCUUAAUUCAUGUUAAGAAACUAAUUAUAGCUCUAUAUUACCAUUAUUAUUGUAACCUUAAAAUAAAAAGGACUUAGUACCAAAUGCUUAGAAAUUGGGAGUACUAAUUAAAUUGUUCUGGAAAUACCACUUAUUAACUAUAUACAGUGUGCCCUGCAUGCAAAAGGGCAAUUUUUAGUUAAUUUAAUUUUUGGCCCAUAAAAAAAUAUUGGGAAAAAAUUCAAUCUAAUUCUAUUUAAAAUUGCAAAAUGCAUGAGGGAUGAUUUGGAAGUACUCAUUUUUGAGAAUGAAUUUGUCUUACAAUAAUAAUUUUUCUGUACCCUUUAUUGUACUUCCUACAUUUAAGAAAGGAUAUCCUGCAUCAGCCACUGCAGUGCUAAGGCUGCAUACAGAAAAUACAGAAAAAGAUGUAUGACGAUACAUAAAGUAGGAAUAUAUGCAUUCACUUGUCUCUGUAAGUCAUUGUAAAUUGACGGUUGAGCCGUAACUAUGAACCCAUUCUUGGUUUAAAUAUACAGAUGUAAAUGUAUUCUAUAUUCUUUAUUGCCCGCCUCUCUUUUACCUCUGAAAAGAUUGUGACAACACACCAAACCAUUCGGUAUAAAUGGGCAGAAAUUCCUUCUGAAAAUUCAGUUACACAGCCAUAGCUCUGACAACUCUAGCACUGACUUUUUAUGAUUUUGAUAUAUUUGAUACACCUUUACUAUUUUGUAACCACACUCUAAUUAGUCAUCUGAGUCAUGUAGAUUUCUUGAAUAAUUUAUUCAUUUCAAAAUUUAGCAUCAAGCUGUUGAACACAUAAGCUUUUCUGAACCUACACUGCCUUUGUAAAAUGGCCAUGUUUCCUCAUUGUCAGUAUUUGAUCUAUGUGGCUUAUUUUUGCUCUCUCUCUCUCUCUCUCUCUCUCUCUCUCUCUCUCUCUCUCUCUCUCUCUCUCUCUCUCUCUCUCUCUCUCUCUCUCUCUCUCUCUCUCUCUCUC